This is a messenger RNA of Penicillium digitatum Pd1, 870 nucleotides long. Its product is annotated as DUF3431 domain-containing protein. The record is from RefSeq and is a predicted model, not a curated record. Lineage: Eukaryota; Fungi; Ascomycota; Eurotiomycetes; Eurotiales; Aspergillaceae.
AUGAAAGGGGGACUCCGUCUCGCGGGGCUCGGCGUCUCAUGUCUCAUUCUUUUCUCGUUAUAUUUACUCGAGGCACAUCUACAAGACAUUUGCAAUCAAUAUCGCGCUGGCGCAUACGUGAUUAAUUGGUUAGAUCGCACUGACACCCCCCUAAGUCCACAUGGCGAGAUUACACCGGGUGAUAAGGUGAUUGUGAUGGCCAAGCUGGAAGAAGAGCCUACCGAAUGGGUGGAACAAGAGCUUCCCGAUUGGCAACGAGCAAUCUACACCGUCAACCCCUCGCCCGAGACACAACUCAAUCCCGACGUUCUGACGACCCAAUUCAACAAAGGCCAUGAGUCUAUGGCCUACCUCACGUAUGUAAUCGAUAACUACUACAACCUUCCCUCAACCAUCGUCUUUCUCCAUGCCCACCGUUCAGGUUUCCUCAUGGCCUGGCAUGUCGAUGCACCACUCCACGACAACGUUAUAGCCAUGCGCAACCUCCGACUCGAUUUCGUCCAGCAAAAUGGCUACGUGAAUCUUCGUUGUAAUUGGAAUCCAGGCUGCAAAAAUACCCAUCGCUCCAAUAGUCAUGUCACCGAGGAGGUUUGGUUGGACAUAUUCGACGGCACGAGUACGCCUCCCUUGAAUACGUCCUCCUCCACGGAGCAGGAAUUUGCAGGCCAGACGUAUCUUCGCAAGCCUGCCGAGAUUGGCGCCGCAUGCUGCGCACAAUUUGCUCUCUCGCGAGAUCAGGUACGGAAGCGACCGCUGGAAGAUUACAUCAAAUUCCGGCAAUGGAUUAUCGAUACGGAACUUAGCGACGCUUCGUCGGGGAGGGUGAUGGAGUUUUUGUGGCAUAUCAUUUUUGGUAUGGAAGGGGUAUAG